CAGUCUGUGAGAUCAGAGAAAUCUGAGUCAUCCCGGAGAAGUCAUGUGGACAAGGCUGAAGAUGAGCCAGCUGAAGUUCCAGACAGGUCGGCAUCUGCCCAGCAACAGCCUGGGGUGGAAGUGGCUGAUGCUUCAACCAGCGACACACGGAUAAGCCAAGGCUUUGCUCUACCCAGAGGUGUGUUUGAUAGUUACCUGCAGCUGGGUGAGCAGCUUAUCGGGCCAGAAGUCAGUGAAACUAACGCUGCGUUCCAGUUGAAGAUGGCCCUGGCAAUGCAACGACAGUUAGAAAAGAAGAUACGGUCAAAGGUGGACUUCAGUACUAUGACUCAGGAGCAGGUGGAUGCUGUCAUGGCAACAGAUCCUUCGAUGGAGGUCAUCAGGACAGCAGAAGCUGCAACAUCUAUUACAAAAGACACAGGAGUGGAUCCAGUUCAAGAAGUUGUCAAUGAAUACAACUUAAAGCGCCACAACAACCUCAUCCCACCUGACAUCUUCAUGGGGCUGCGGUUUGGAGACCUGGAUGCUCAGACUGGCGCAGAACCGGCCACACCAAGUAGUGUUCCUGGCAAAGGGAGGUCCUACCUGAAUGUUAUAGACGUCCGUGCCUCAUCGGUCUUACGGGACAUACCGGAGCGGGUGGAGAAACCUGAGCCCUUAUUAGACCAGGAGUACCUGAACACAGCCAUUCUCAGCUCCGAGAGAACUGUGCAGCAGAUAGGUACGCUGGAGGAAACACUGAGACAAAAGUUUGCGCCCAGACCUGCCCGGACACCUGGCCGUGGUUACGAUUCUGUCACAGUGAAAGUUUUUGACCAGUUACGACCUCCAGCUAAUGAUCUUGUGUCUGUCGCUGUGCUGCCCAGGAGCAGCAUGUCCCAACCCAAAGCAGCAGUGAUCCGUCGUCUCCAGGACAUGUCCGUUCAGCUAAAGGCAAUCGAUGAAAUGUCUCAGAAUAUUGAGAGGGAUUUCCAGUCAUCUCAUUUGCUGCUGCAAACUAUUCAAGAGGUCACUGACUCAAUUCAGAGGUCAAGGUCUUCCAGCCCAGUCAGAACUGGUGUGCAAAAGUUCCAGAAAGAGCUGGGAAAUUCCAUGGAUGAUGAGAAGACGUCUAAACCAAGUUCCCCAGAUCUGCCAGCACCGAAGACCUCGGCCAAAUCUCCCCAAGUCAGCGCCCGGUCCAGGACUACGCUUGAUUCUAGAAGCGGAGACAGACUGAUUGAAGCAGACAAUGAACUCACCAAGCUGAUUGCUGAGGUCCUGCUCCAGGAAGGGGUCGACCUGCAGACUGCCGGCUUCUCACAGGAAAUGGCUGAACAGUUGCAGACGGAUGCCAGGAAGCAGAUCCACAGAUCCAGUGAAAUACUGAGCACAGAUCUCAGGGACAAGUUGGUCAACAUGAAGCAAGCAGAUGAACAUGUCAAGAGCCGAACUCCCAAAGAACGUGAACAACUUAAGGCUUGGAUGACACAGAAGUUCCACCAGAGACAGGCCGAGUACAUGAAGAGAAGACACGAACUAAUCCAGCGAGAGCCCAAACCAUUUAGAUCUCAGAGCACAGUGACCAAAGUAGAUCUGAAGAACCUGGAGGAGAAAAGUGAGAAAAGAAUCUCUAUGGUGUCUGAGUUCAUGAACCAGAGACUCAUUGAUGCUGAACAUCUCCUGGGCAGCAUCAUUGUGGACAGACCAGAGGUUCCCUGGGGCAGUGUCAGUUCUGUGGACACUAGAAGGAGGAUCCAAUCAAGAUCCCCAGCUAGACCAGAUUCUUUAACUUCCCCUCCACGAUUGGGUGCUUCAAGAAUGUCAAGGUCUCCUGACAAAGGCAGAGUCAAUGAAGCCACUUGGACUUUCAAGACAGCUCCAGCAAGCAGAUCAACAUAUGGUACGGAUAUGAGUCAAAUGUCCAGGGAGACCGGUUCCAUGAAAGGCAUUCUUAAGCCCAAGGAUGCCAGACCCAGUUCAGCAGACGUGUUGAUGGACCAUCACGUGCUGACCUCAAUCAGUGAAGGAGACCAGACCCUGGGGUCAAGCACUGAGCUCAUCAACUACGCCCGCCAGCUACUGGAGAACGACAGCAGUCAGAGGUUGUCUCCCCUGGCAUCAUAUGACAGCAUCCCAGACACAAGAGCGGCAAUACAGCCUGCCAACCAAGAGAAGACAUCUGCAGCUGCUGGGGGAGCACAGACUCCAAGAGGGAGAUCUUUCGCAGACAUGGUGAGGAUGCAGAGACCUGCAGCGACACGGAAGUGGAACGCUGUUAACAAACAGCGUAGACAACAAGGAGACAGUGAGAAACAGUCAGCCAUUCAGGAAAUUCUAACCAAGUCUGCCGCUGCUCACAAUCCAAAUUUGCUGAAGGAAAAAGCAAAGGAAUAUGGAUCCAAACAGAUCCCUGGCUUCAGCCCUGGACUAGCUGGUCCCCGAAGAGUGAAAACUUACUCAGAGAGGCUGCAGGAGAUGAAACCCACUAGAUCAUACUUGCCUCCAGCGAGGAGGCGUCUUUCUUCAGUACACACAACUUCUGCAAGAACAUUCCAGUCAAGCACCCGUACAGGCCCACCCCAUAAACCGCAGACUUACGUGGAACAGCUGCAAAACCUCAGGUCCAAGGCACCUGGGCAAGGUGAGGCUGGACAGACCCCAGCUGACAGGAAGACCCCAGCUUUGAUGCGGACUUUCCUCAAGGCUCAUGGCCCCAAGCACAGACCCAAAACCUAUGCUGAACAGCUUCAGGAGUUGAACCCACAUCCUCACCGAGAGCUGCAGCAGAGGAAAACCAUGCAGUCUACAGUGACACUCCACGGCCCAUUUCGAGCCAGAACUAGGUCAAGGCCGUACAGUGACCCAUAUUCGGACAUGGACUACGAGGAGCUGGCCUCGGUGCUGAGUGACUGGGACGUUGAUGAGAAUAUUCAUAAUAUCAUCUAUGGAGGCUUGUCUCCGACUGACUCUGCUAACUUUGUGCCAAUGAAUGAGCUAGAAAUGAGCCUAUCAGGGGGAGACAACCACUAUAUUGCUCCAUCCAAUAACCAGUCGGAUUACUUCAGUACAGUGAUGAAAGCAGGUGAUCAACACAGGUUGCCCGGGGCAGAAGAUGAGUUCAGACUUGAUGAUUACCGCUCUUCUGUGGAUAUCCAGGAGAUCGAGCGCAUAGCUGAGCUUGCUUCAGUGGGCAGUGACAGCAUCCUUAGUGUCAUAGACUGGGAUGCUGUGGAGAGCCUUAUUAAGGAUGUCUAG
Molecule: messenger RNA, 3237 nt
Organism: Candidula unifasciata
Lineage: Eukaryota; Metazoa; Mollusca; Gastropoda; Stylommatophora; Geomitridae
Source: the annotation of a GenBank genome assembly